Jaculus jaculus (lesser Egyptian jerboa) is the source of this 3819-nucleotide messenger RNA. It is a transcript of the gene Rbp5, whose product is annotated as retinol binding protein 5. The record is from RefSeq and is a predicted model, not a curated record. The coding region runs from base 848 to 1255 and encodes 135 amino acids. Gene Ontology annotation, molecular function: fatty acid binding. Gene Ontology annotation, cellular component: nucleus; cytosol. The transcript is spliced from 5 exons. Lineage: Eukaryota; Metazoa; Chordata; Mammalia; Rodentia; Dipodidae. Gene Ontology annotation, biological process: fatty acid transport.
CACACCCGUGGAGGGCAGGGAUUCCAAGCCUUCCUUUUCCCGUUCCCUACCCUCCCUGAGUCCCCUCACCUUAAGGGACACAGCAGGUUGGGGGGGAGGGGAGCAGUUGAGGGGCAGACAGUCGUUAUCAUCUCGGUGUCCCCACACCAUCUGGAAAGUGUAGCUGGGGGGCGAAUGAUGUCACCCAGGACUCCCGACUGACAAGGAAACCCUGGGUCCCAAACCAAAGAGCCCUGCAGGACCAAGAACCGCCAUGGAGACCCAGUUCAGCGGACAGUCUCGGGGGCUAUGGAGUUUCAGGCUCCAGGGCUCCACUCACCAAGGCUCUUGGCCACAUGGUUGUCCCCUUGUCCCACUUCCUCCCCUCACACCUUUCAGUACCCCCACACCCCCUCCCCAGUCCUGGGAUCUGGCAAGCUCGCAUCCCCACCCCACACAGCCGCAUCAGCCACAGCUGUCUCCAGGAGGAGCCUGUAUCUCAGAGCUUGGGGACAGUCCCAGGACUGCCAGAAAUGGAGAGUGAAGGCCAAAGCUUCAGUGCCAAUGAACUUGAACCCUCAGAAGCUCCAAGUUCUGAUGACCAACCACCCCCCAAUGCUGCUCCAGGCUCCUUUCUGGGGAAAAGCUGAGGCCAGGCCUGACUUUGCCCAGUCCCCACCUCUCCAGGCUGCAAACACCAGCCCCAAACUCCUCACGAGGGGGUGGGGAGAGCACCGGCUCCAUAAAAGCCUGCCUGGCUGACCCUGUGCCCGUGUGGACAGACUGGCCUGGCGUCUGUGACCCUCCCUUGGCAGAGAGCACCCCUGGCAGCACCCCGGUCCUGCGAGCAUCAGGGUCAGCGUGGACAAUGCCUCCCAACCUUACGGGCUAUUACCGCUUUGUCUCACAGAAGAACCUCGAGGACUACCUAGAGGCCCUAAACCUCAACGUGGUUCUGCGGAAGAUAGUGCUGCUGCUGAAGAUGGACAAGGAGAUUGAGCACCGGGGCGAACGCAUGGUUGUGAAGACUCUCAGCACUUUCCGCAACUACGUUAUGACUUUUGAGCUGGGAGUGGAGUUUGAGGAGGACCUCAGGAUGGUGGACGGGCGGAAAUGCCAGACCAUAGUAACGUGGGAGGACGAGCAGCUGGUGUGUGUGCAGAAAGGGGAGGUUCCCAACCGGGGCUGGAGACACUGGCUCGAGGGAGAUAGACUGCAUCUGGAGCUGACCGCGAGGGACGCAGUGUGCAAGCAGGUCUUCAGGAAAAUCCGGUAGCCUCAGAGGAACGGAGUCCCCGCCGACAAGCCCAGUCAAAAUCUUAGUCCAACCCAGGCUGGGUAGGUCAGCCUCCCACCUCAGACCACUUGCCCCCCCCCUCCAGUUCCUCUUCACUCCCCGUGUUAAUCUGUAACUGGAAGGCUCCACAGUCCUUUCUGCCCACACUCCACUGGCCAACAGUGGCCUCUUCCAGGUCAAGGUCUGGUGUCGCAGGUGACAGACAUGGGCAAUGGGGAAAUAAUCUCUCCAGUUGACUUGACCUUUUACUCCCCUCGGAGCACUUGUGGGUAGUGAAAAUGUUGUUCUGGGGAGCCUAGGACUAGGUUCAAGUUUAAAUAGAAGGUCCUGGUAGUCUCUGUGUUCAUGUCCUCCUCCUCCUUUUUGUUUUAUAAACUUCUUAGACAGUCUCAUAUAGCUGAGGCUAGCCGCAAGCUCACUGUGUAGCCAACAAUGAACUUGAUCUUGUCACCGCCUUCAGAGUGCUAGGACUACAGGCGUGCCCCACCGUGCCUGCUUCGCAAGCUCAUGCUAGGACUGCAGGCGUGCCCCACCGUGUCUGCUUUAUAAGCUCAUGCUAGGACUACAGGCGUGCCCCACCAUGCCUGCUUUAUAAGCUCAUGCUAGGACUGCAGGCGUGCCCCACCGUGCCUGCUUCGCAAGCUCAUGCUAGGACUACAGGCGUGCCCCACCGUGCCUGGUUUAUAAGCUCAUGCUAGGACUGCAGGCGUGCCCCGCCGUGCCUGCUUCGCAAGCUCAUGCUAGGACUGCAGGCGUGCCCCACCAUGCCUGCUUCGCAAGCUCAUGCUAGGACUACAGGCGUGCCCCACCAUGCCUGCUUUGCAAGCUCAUGCUAGGACUGCAGGCGUGCCCCACCAUGUCUGCUUUACAAGCUCAUGCUAGGACUGCAGGCGUGCCCCACCGUGCCUGCUUUACAAGCUCAUGCUAGGACUGCAGGCGUGCCCCACCGUGUCUGCUUUACAAGCUCAUGCUAGGACUGCAGGCGUGCCCCACCAUGUCUGCUUUACAAGCUCAUGCUAGGACUGCAGGCGUGCCCCACCAUGUCUGCUUUACAAGCUCAUGCUAGGACUGCAGGCGUGCCCCACCGUGCCUGCUUUAUAAGCUCAUGCUAGGACUGCAGGCGUGCCCCACCGUGCCUGCUUCGCAAGCUCAUGCUAGGACUACAGGCGUGCCCCACUGUGCCUGCUUUACAAGCUCAUGCUAGGAAUCAAACCCAUGGCCCCAUGCACGCUACGCGGGGCUUCUACUUACUGAGCUGUAGCCGCAGCCCCCUGUGUGACCAACAGAACGAGGCCCGAGGUGUGGUCGCCACCCACAGAGCGCCCCAGACUGUACCCCACGCACAGCUGCGGAUGUCUGGUGUUCACGCUUCUGUCCUACUUGCUGAAGAAAAGGAAAGGGCUGAGCAAGACCUUCGUCCAGUUCUGGGGGAGGCUUCAAGCUUCCAAACAACGCCCAGACCUCUAUGGCGACCUUCAGAACAACAGGCAGCAAGAAGGCCAAGGGGGACUGAAAAAAGGGACGAAGCUACCGAGGGAUGAGGAGCAUCUGGGGGUGAAAGUGGCAGGAAGGAGGCCAGCAGGCGUGACUGUAGGGACCCUCUGCUAGCAAGGCUGGAGGCAGAGGACAAGGGAGACGGCUGAGGAGAGCAGGACCUGUCCACGGAUGGCAGAGUCGCUGCUCUGGAAAACAGCGCAGAAGAGAGGAGCUGGUUCAGGGUCAGGGCUAGCUCAGCCUCUACCCUACCUCCGAGGGCCUUGGUUCUUUCACAAUAGAAGUACUGUCGAGCAAGUGUCACAGAGAAAGGGGCUCAGAGUGGGGGUAAGGACAAAGCCAGGUGGAGGGAUGGAGGGUAGAGGUUGGAAACCCCCUGGAAUCCAGGUAUGAUUGUACACAGGUAAAAUCCAGGCUCUUGGGAGAUUGAGACAAGAUCAUCAAGUUUGAGGCCAGUGUGAACUGUGUGGUGAGGUCCAGUACUUAAAAUAAUUAAUAACAACAACAGUGGUAAUAAAGUACCAGGUGUUGUGAGGCAUGGCUCACAGAAAAGCAGUCACUGGGCUCUGGCCAAGAACUAGGUCGGACCCUGUGAUAGGCCUGGGUUAGACUGAAGAGUUUUCCUCUGGCCAACCUCUCCCUGAACAUUCUGAGCACAGCGGGAAGUUGAUGAGCCACUGAAAGCCACCAACAGGACCUCCUCGGAUCCUCCUGAGGCAGUUACAGUUGCCUCGCUAGAGAGGAGAAAGAGAUCGAAAUCGGCCAGGGAGCAGAGGGCUAGAAGCAGGAAAUACCCUUGAGCCUGUAAGGAGGAAUCUGGUUUCUCCUCAUGUCUUUUUCCUAAAGGAAUCCCCCUCCCUGGAAACCUGAAAGAAAGCUGUGAGUGAGACUACAAGGUGCCUGGACACCUGGCAUGGGGACUGACUGGACUCACAGGCUCAGCCCCCGCCCAGGACGUUCCCAUAAAAGACCCUGACCAGCAACUCUCCCCACUGCCUGGAACCCCCUCCUGCCUUCUUUCUUCCAUAAUAAAAUCUUCUUAAACUGUA